Molecule: messenger RNA, 826 nt
Organism: Bactrocera neohumeralis
Lineage: Eukaryota; Metazoa; Arthropoda; Insecta; Diptera; Tephritidae
Product: histone H1-like
Exons: 1
Coding region: 45-767 (240 amino acids)
Biological process (GO): nucleosome assembly
Cellular component (GO): nucleosome
Molecular function (GO): structural constituent of chromatin; DNA binding
Source: RefSeq, a predicted model, not a curated record
GUGUGUAUUUAAUAAAUACAAAAUAAAAGUUUAUAAAAGUGAAAAUGUCUGAAGCAAUUGCUGUUACGAAUGUUAAUUCUCCGGUAGCCGGAUCUUCUGCUAUUUCUGAGAAAAAAGUUGCUGCUAAAAAAGCUGUUAAGCCAAAAAAGCCUUCAGUCGCUCCUACUCAUCCACCAACUCAACAAAUGGUUGAUGCAUCAAUUAAGAAUUUAAAAGAACGUGGUGGCUCAUCACUUUUAGCUAUUAAAAAGUACAUCAGUGCUACAUACAAAUGUGAUGCUCAAAAAUUAGCACCAUUUAUCAAGCGUUAUUUGAAAUCUGCUGUUACUAGUGGUAAAUUAAUUCAAACUAAAGGAAAGGGUGCAUCUGGUUCUUUUAAAUUAUCAGUGGCUGCCAAUAAAUCAAGUAAAUCUGGUGAAGGUAAAUCGAAGUCAAAAGCGGUGAAAUCCAUUGAGAAGAAGCCCAAAAAGAAAUCGGCAGAUGGUGUGGCGUCAAAGAAGAAGGCAGCAGUUGGCGGUAAGAAAGCAAGUGGCGAAAAAAAAGUGAAGAAAACUGUUGCUAGCAAGAAAACAGCAGAGAAGAAAAAAAGUGAAAAGGCUAAAGCGAAGGAUGCAAAAAAGACUGGAUCUGUUAAAGCCAAACCAGCUAAAGCUAAAUCGACUCCAAAUAAAGCAAAGGCGUUAAAAGCAAAAACACCUAGUGUUAAAACCAAGAAAGCCGCGGUCAAUAAAAAGCCAGUCGCCAAGAAAGCGCCAUCUAAAAAGUAAAGCCCAGGUAAAAGAAAAAAAACUAUGUGGCAAAUAAGAAAUAAAAUAAGCCCUUUUCA